Messenger RNA from Botrytis byssoidea, 3451 nucleotides. RefSeq lists its product as uncharacterized. Lineage: Eukaryota; Fungi; Ascomycota; Leotiomycetes; Helotiales; Sclerotiniaceae. The coding region runs from base 393 to 2966 and encodes 857 amino acids. Gene Ontology annotation, cellular component: cytoplasm. Gene Ontology annotation, biological process: intracellular signal transduction; protein phosphorylation; regulation of MAPK cascade. The transcript is spliced from 5 exons. The record is from RefSeq and is a predicted model, not a curated record. Gene Ontology annotation, molecular function: protein serine/threonine kinase activity; ATP binding.
AUUGAACAACUGCAUCCAAAAGGAAAUUCCUCCCUCUUAUAACAAAGUUGUCUUGUCAACAUUGACAACAUAAUACUGCAACACUGAAAACCAUAUAAUAUACUGAAAGCUCCAUUCACCACCAUUUCAAUAGUACAAGAAAAAAACGCUGGACGUUGUGCGACGGCAACUCGGUCUUUGUUGAUCCCCUGGUUUGUGACCUCGAACAACCUCGAAUCUCCAACUGUCUAUAACGAAUAGAUCAGGUGGAGUUCUUACUCACUCCAGCCCAGACUUUACUUUUCAUUUUUGUCUUCUCUUUCAACGAUACCCCGCGGCUUUCGAUCUGCUUGUUCCCUUUCAGAAUCUUGCAUACAUUGUUCUUUAAGUUGUAAUUCUGCCUUCUCAUCAAAAUGGCUUCACAAAAUAGCAUUUACACACCAGGUCAAUUCAUGAACCCGGGACCCGCGCCUCGACCUCCUGCUGGCCCUCGACUAAAUUACACUCCUACUACCGCGAAUAUUCCAGGAAAUGUGUCUGCCCCUAACAUUUCCCAGUUAAGCAUCAAUUCUCCAAUCACCAGAACCGCCACAUCUACAUACUCUGGCUCGACCGUCUCUCUUCCUUUAGCUCGACAACAGACCAAUAUGGAUGGACAAGGAGGAGUCGCAGUGAUCAAGGAGGGAUGGGCUUCAGUCAAGGAAGGAAAGAACUUCAUCAGUCCUUGGAAGAAUAAGUGGCUUAUUCUUCGAAAGGAGGCACUCGAUUUUCAUAAGACUGAAGGUGGUAAAGUUGCCUAUCAAAUUGUACUCAAGGAUGUUCUUGGAGUUUCAAGAGUUGAGGCGGCGGGAACUAUCUUCGAAAUCAGGAGAACCAUGAACGGCUCAUCAAACAACCCAGGAGAUGAUGACAGUACUGGGAGGACUCUCCAGAUCAAAGUGAAGAGUGACGACGAUUUGUACGAAUGGAUUGACUUUAUCUACGCCCGUUGCCCUGGAAUGGGCGGUGUCAGCAACCCAACUAAUUUCAGUCAUUCCGUCCAUGUCGGUUUCGAUCCCAACACUGGAGAAUUUGUCGGACUGCCUGCAGAGUGGUCAAAAUUGCUGAACUCUUCAGCUAUCACCAAGGAAGAUUAUGAGAGAAACCCUCAGGCUGUUUUUGAAGUUCUGGAAUUUUACUCUGACAUCACCAAGCGUCAACAAAAUCCCCAGCAAUUUUCGAGUUUGACACCUACACCAUCUGUCGCUCAAAAUCAAAACAAGCAACUUGGUUAUAUGCCAGGUAAUUCUAUAGCACCCCCCAGGCCUCUUCAACCCCAGCAGCAGCCAAGCAACAAUGGUUACGGUUCGCCACAGCAGCAGCCGCAGCAACAACAAAGAAGACCCACACCCCCAGAGCAAAGUCAGCAGCGCAAUCAAAUGCAACAAAUGGCAUCAAACUAUGUUACUCCUGAUCAACGUGAGGAACAGAGACAGAUGCAACUGGCUGCGCAAAGACAGCGAGAAUUUGAGGUCGCCGAACAGAACCGACUGGAUAUGGAGAACUAUAACGCAUCAAUUCCUCAAACUCGCACGCCAAUGGCCAAACAGGAGAUUGGCGGCGGUGGUUAUUCGAGCAGUCCAUCCCAAGAUCGCUACAACCCGACUAGGGUGGCACCUUCUGCCCCUCGUCCACAGCAAGGACAACAAACCGCUGCUCAAAGACCAGCCCAGAGACAAGCUCCGUCUGCGCCAACCUCGAAUGGCCCAGCCAGACCACCACUUACCACUCAGCAAAGCUCUUCUUCUAUGAGGGACCAAAAUGAAUCCGAGAGACAAGAUCCUCGAUAUCAAAAUGGCCAAGCCUCAAAUGCGUCUCAGCCACAGCGACCCGUUCAGCAACAACAACAACCAGCGUCUAGGUUGCCUGCCCCAGUCAAGCCACUUAAUGUUGCACCAAAACCAGCUGCUAAUGGCGCUCAACAAAACGACGCGGUCAAGGCUGCAGAGGCUGCCCUUACCGCCAAGCCAGCCGCUUCUGAGCGUACAAAGGAUGUUAGAAUGUCAACCAUGUCGGAGAACGAAGUUAUGGCUAAAUUGAAGGAAGCUGUUUCUAAGGAUGACCCCAACCUUUCUUACUCCAAGCAGAAGAAAAUCGGUCAAGGUGCUUCAGGCUCUGUAUAUGUUGCGAAGGUCAAAGAAAACCCAGCAUCUCCUGUUGCUCGCGAAGUGUUGCGUCAACAAGGCAGUAAAGCUCAAGUCGCAAUUAAACAAAUGGAUUUGGCUCACCAACCGAGAAAGGAGUUGAUUGUAAAUGAGAUCAUGGUUAUGAAAGAUAGCAAGCAUCGCAACAUCGUCAAUUUCCUCGAUGCUUUCUUGAGAAACAACUAUACCGAACUCUGGGUAGUUAUGGAGUAUAUGGAGGGAGGUGCCUUGACCGACGUUAUUGACAACAACUCGAACAUUACUGAAGACCAAAUUUCCACCAUUUGCCUCGAGACUUGUCGUGGACUCGAGCAUCUUCAUGCACAAAGCAUUAUCCAUCGUGAUAUCAAGAGUGACAAUGUUCUGCUCGAUGCACGUGGUAAUGUCAAGAUCACCGAUUUCGGAUUCUGCGCCAAACUCACGGAAUCUAAAUCCAAGCGCGCCACCAUGGUUGGUACUCCUUACUGGAUGGCUCCUGAAGUUGUCAAGCAAAAGGAAUACGGACCAAAGGUUGAUAUAUGGUCUCUUGGUAUUAUGGCUAUUGAGAUGAUUGAAUCUGAACCCCCAUAUCUCAAUGAGGAGCCUCUUAAAGCUCUAUACUUGAUUGCCACAAAUGGAACCCCUCGUCUCAAGAAGCCUGAAAAGCUCAGCAAGGAACUCAAGGCUUUCUUAUCCGUUUGUCUUUGUGUCGAUAUCAGAAGCAGAGCAUCUGCAGAUGAACUGCUGAUGCACGACUUCUUGAAGCACGGUUGCGAUACUGCUAGCUUAGCUAACCUCCUACAUUUCCGAAAGAACGCCAAAUAAACAACCAAAACUUUACGAGAGUUUAUGAUACACGUUUACGAAAAGCGAGCAAUUGGUGGCAUUUCGAGUUCGUAUUUGGAAGCAGUUAAAGCUGGUUUAAUUUUAUUUUGCGACAUAACGCAGGUUACAUGAUGGGUUAUAUUGUGUGGUACCCAUACUAUACCAACAGCAUGAAUGCCCGGAGUUUCUGGGAGUUUCACAUUCUGUUUCCUUUGCGCGACAUAUCUAAGAUCUGAAUAAUCGUGGUCACAUGUCAAUGACAUUUUGGAGGCAUAUAAAAGCUGGGCUCAAAGGAACAAACUUCACGUUCUGCUUUGACCUACUUUGGCUUCUCGAUGAUCUUCCAGUUUGUGGAUAGCUAGGUAUCUUUGGGAUCUUUCGAAGGUAGGCCUCAAAAUGAGGAUAUACUUUACGGAAAGAUGGCCGGAAAGGGCAGUAAUAGGCGUCAGGCAGAUUAUUUGAAGAGAAAUAAGAAAAGUUCAAAA